GUCGAAGAAGAGCCAGUGUCACUCACUCGACUGCCUCAGAUGCGCCCAUCCUUUUCUACGACCAUUUUGUACUAUUAGUCCUCCUUCUUAUUCCCUGUCUUCCUGCUCGGCCCUUUCUCUACCCACCCAAACUUGCUUACUGCCCAAGACUUGCGAUCUGUCGCAGGCGAAUUUCGACAUUGUCUUGAAGACAUAUUCCAUCGACUGAUCAAUCGCAGGCAGAGUGCGCGAGCCCACUUUUCCAACUGGUCAUCACAGGUGCCACCACAUUUCACAGCCUAGCCAAAGGUCUCACACCCCACGUCGCCCCUUGACACCGCUACGACUUGAGCCGCAUAGCCAUGGAUCGCCGGGAGAUUCAGUCCAAAGGAGCAGCACUACAGAAAGCCAUACAAGCGAAAGAACCCGUCGAUAGCCUGUUGACGAUUCUGAGAGAUCUUAAAGCCAACGUCAAGCCGACGGAAGAAUUGCUUCGAGCGACCCAGAUUGGAAAGAUCGUGAACAAGGUCAAAGGCUACCCAGGGCUGGAUCCUCAAGUCACACAGCUCGCUUCAGAGAUUAUCAGUCGAUGGAGACACAUCGUCAACGAACAGAAAUUGACUAGCGGGAGCUCGACGCCUAACGGUGCAAGAUCGAACGGUACUAGCUCGCCAGCACCGAAAGCUGCAACCCCUCAACCCAAAGCAGUCAGCCCAACAGGUGUGGCGCCUGACAAGAGAAGUUGGAAAGUGGACAAGGUGCCUCGCGAUGACUUGACCAACGACACGGCGCGCAACAAUUGCAUCGGAUUGAUCUACGAUGGCCUCUGCAUCGGGUCUGAACUUCCCAUGAAACAAAUCCUCGCGCUUGCCAAAGAGAUCGAAAGUGCAGCGCUUCAGUUACCUGCCGCGAAGGGCUCCUCCAAUUCGCCAAUCUACAAGGACAAGAUCCGAUCGCUCUAUCAAAACCUAAAGAACAAAUCGAAUCCUGGGCUCCGAAAACGCAUUUUGGUCGGAGAAGUCACUCCAGUCCGAUUUGUCAGUAUGUCGCAUGAAGAGAUGAAGUCGAAACAGCAGCGAGAGGAGGACCAAAAGAUUGCCAAGGAGAACAUGAACAACGCGAUGGUGGCACAGGAAGAGAAGAGUGUCAGCACAAGUUUGGAGUGCGGAAAGUGUCAUCAGAAAAAGGUCAGCUAUUCGCAGGCGCAGACACGAAGUGCUGAUGAACCGAUGACGACGUUUUGUGAGUGUCUGAACUGCGGGAAUCGGUGGAAGUUUUCCUAGCGUCAACAAGGGCAGGUCAAUCGGCAGGUCAAUCGGCAGGUCAAACGACAUGAUCAUGUGCCAGGUCUUUCUUUUCAGUCUAGUGAGGCACUCUGCGGCGAUAUUCUUUAUCGUUACGAGAUAUUCGAGCUGUAGGGGAAAGGAAAUGAUCAAGCAGACGAGGGCAAAACAUUGGCAGGCCGUCUGCGGAUCCAGGUCAGAGGGUUGGUUGGACCGAGCAGAAAAACCAAAAUGUGUUGAAAAUGACAUAUCUCAUAGACCAUGAUUUAUUUAGUCACCAAGUAUGAGGAAUGAGAUCCCAGAUGAGAGACAGGUGUAUGGAUGAAGAUGAAUACGAAAAUAAACGAUGAGCAAUGGGAGAUGGGAGAUGGGGAUGAUAGGCGGGUUCUCCGUAGAUCAUCGACGACUG
Exophiala mesophila is the source of this 1671-nucleotide messenger RNA. RefSeq names its product transcription elongation factor S-II. Gene Ontology annotation, biological process: transcription elongation by RNA polymerase II; transcription antitermination; transcription elongation by RNA polymerase I. Gene Ontology annotation, cellular component: nucleus. The record is from RefSeq and is a predicted model, not a curated record. NCBI's taxonomy places the organism in Eukaryota, Fungi, Ascomycota, Eurotiomycetes, Chaetothyriales, Herpotrichiellaceae. The transcript has 2 exons. Gene Ontology annotation, molecular function: zinc ion binding; RNA polymerase II transcription regulatory region sequence-specific DNA binding. Bases 342 to 1262 code for a protein of 306 amino acids.